AUGCCUGUUUUCAAUAUUUUUUCGAGUCAUUCCUCAGGCAUAAGUCAACCAAUAAAUGUCAUCAUUGAUACUAAUGUAAAAGAAAAAAUAAUAAAAAAUCGCCAAAUACUUCGUCCUAUUGUUGAUGCUAUAAUUUUUUGCGAUCAAACCAAUAAACCUUUGAGAGGCCACAGAGAUGAUUCACAAUAUCUUCCAGAGGCUGAAGAGUAUUCGAAAUGUGGAACUGAUGAAGCCUGUGACUCGUCUACUAAAGAGCAAAUGUCAUUAGUUUUACGAUUUGUUGAUAGUGAUUUCAAUAUCAGAGAAGACUUUAUUCAAUUUAUUCAUUGUAGUGAAGGAGGUAAAGGAAAAGAUUUGUUUAAUGUUCUUUUAAAUUGUGUAAGCAACUUAAAUCUAGAUAUAAAAAACGGUAGGGGUCAGGGAUAUGAUGGAGCCAGUUCUGUCUCUGGGUAUAUAAAUGGUCUUUCUGCUCAGGUUCUCAAUAUAAAUUCAAAGGCUUUGUAUACACAUUGUCAUAGCCAUGAACUGAACUUAUCAGUUUGUGAAUUGUGUAAUGUCCAAUUAGUUUCAGAGGUUUUUAAUAAAGUUCGCGAACUUUCUUAUUUUUCUACUUAUUCAGAAAAUAGACAAAAGUUUUUAGAAGCUAGCAUUUUAGAGCGAGAACCUCAAACGCAUAAAAAAAAAUUAAAAGAUAUCUGUAGAGAUAGAUGGAUUGAGCGUAUAGACACUUUUCUUGAGCAUUAUUUAUCUAUUUUCCAUGCUUUAUGUAUCAUGGCUUCCCCUGAGAGUUCUGUUAACAAAGAUACACAAAACAAAUCUUCUACUUUUUUAAAUUCCAUUGGCACUUUUCAAUUCGUCUUUACUUUAGUUGUGACAACACGUGUCUUUGAUUUUACUUUACCUGUUACUCGAAACGAUAUAGAUAGUUUUCAUAAUAACUGCUAUGAAGCAGCAUGUUUGCUUUCAAGUAAAGCUGAAAUUUUUGUUUUAAAACCAAGGACCUGUUCUAUUCAAAAAAAUCGUUCUAAUGUUCCAUCAGAGUUUGUUUCAGAUUACUUCAAAAGAGUUGUUACUAUCCCUCUUAUAGAUCAUGUAUCUACAUCUAUAUCUACAAGAUUUAAAUCAGAAACUGUAGCUGCAUAUAAAGGGUUAUCAAUUAUUCCAUUUAAUAUUAUUUCUUUUCUUAAAAGAUCCAAAACCCAAUUGUGUUGGAGGAAGCAGUUUGAAGCAUUCUGUGAUUUUUAUAUAGAUGAUUUCCCUAAUAUCAGUGCCUUGAAUGGGGAACUAGUUCUUUGGGAAAAAUACUGGGAAACUUUCUUUGGGACUAUUCCUUAUAAUAUAUCUUUAACUCUUAAAUCGAUAUCAUUUCCUGGAUUUGAAAAUAUCAAGAUAGCUUUAAGGAUACUUGGGACACUUUCUGUUAUCUCAUGUGAGUGUGAGAGGAGUUUUUCUGUUAUGCGUCGGUUAAAAGACUAUAUGAGAACAACAAUGUCAGAAGAUCGACUUAACGGUUUGGCAUUAAUGUAUAUCCAUCAAGAAAUUGUUCCUUGUAUUGAUAAUGUUAUCAAUAGAUUUUCUAUAAAAAAUAGACGACUUGAUUUCAAUGAUUAG
Messenger RNA from Hydra vulgaris (swiftwater hydra), 1611 nucleotides. Lineage: Eukaryota; Metazoa; Cnidaria; Hydrozoa; Anthoathecata; Hydridae. The record is from RefSeq and is a predicted model, not a curated record.